Hirundo rustica (Barn swallow) is the source of this 6129-nucleotide messenger RNA. RefSeq names its product transmembrane protein 106B (gene TMEM106B). The record is from RefSeq and is a predicted model, not a curated record. Gene Ontology annotation, cellular component: lysosomal membrane. The coding region runs from base 103 to 930 and encodes 275 amino acids. The transcript has 8 exons. NCBI's taxonomy places the organism in Eukaryota, Metazoa, Chordata, Aves, Passeriformes, Hirundinidae. Gene Ontology annotation, biological process: dendrite morphogenesis; lysosome organization; lysosomal transport.
GCCCGAUCCGGGGCUCAGCGCCGGCCGCUGCGUCGCUCCAGGAGCCUCCGGUUCUGCCCGUGUGCCGUGCCCGGCCCGGCCCGCGGAGCCCGCGCCGCAGACAUGGGAAAAUCACUUUCUCACCUGCCUAUGCAUACAUGCAAGGAAGAUGGCUAUGAUGGAAGCUCAGUGUCUGAUAAUGUGAGGAAUGGUUUAGUUCACUCAGAAGUGCACAAUGAGGACAGCAGAUGUGGAGAUGUGUCGCAGUUUCCCUAUGUGGAAUUUACAGGAAGAGACAGUGUCACCUGCCCAACCUGCCAGGGAACAGGAAGAAUUCCACGAGGGCAGGAAAAUCAGCUGGUAGCCUUAAUUCCAUACAGUGAUCAGAGACUGAGGCCAAGAAGAACAAAGCUCUAUGUGACUGCUUCUGUAACUGUGUGUUUACUACUUUCUGGGCUGGCUGUAUUUUUCUUGUUUCCUCGCUCGAUUGACGUUCAGUACAUUGGCGUGAAGUCCGUAUAUGUCAAUUACGAACAGGACAGGAGGAUAAUCUAUCUAAAUAUUACAAACACACUCAAUAUAACAAAUAACAACUAUUACUCUGUUGAAGUUGCAAAUAUCACAGCCCAAGUUCAGUUUUCAAAAACAGUUAUUGGCAAAGCACGGUUAAACAACAUCACCAACAUUGGUCCACUGGAUAUGAAACAGAUUGAUUAUAUGGUGCCCACAGUCAUACAAGAUGAAAUGAGCUACAUGUAUGACUUCUGUACUUUACCAUCUAUCAAAGUACAUAACAUAGUAGUGAUGAUGCAAGUGACAGUGACAACCUCAUACUUAGGCCACCCUGAGCAAAUAUCCCAGGAGAGAUACCAGUAUGUGGACUGUGGAGGAAACACGACCUACCAGCUGGGCCAGUCAGAGUAUUUAAAUGUCCUUCAGCCUCCACAGUAAAAGCACCUGUUGGUUGGUGUGGAAUGACUGCUGUUGGUGCUUGCAGAGAUCCUUUGGAGAGAACUGGUGUUACAUGGAGUGGAGAGCACGUGCGAUGUACAGCAUAGCAAACGUGGAGAUCUGUACACUUUAGAUGCAAGGAGGGAAAGGUGCAAAUUGUAAAUAGGUGCACUUGUUAAGUGUUGUGUUUUCCCCUUCUGUUUGCUUUCUGUUACUGUAAGCACUUCUGUCGAGUUGUGUGGUGGGGGGAGAGGGUGAAUAUCAGAUUCUUGAACAGAACUGGGACUCUUCCUUACAGUGUGGUACAUCAACUUAGAGUAACUGUGUAUGUCUGUGUUUAGGUGAAAUGUGUGUCACUAAUGAACAUUUUUUAAGAAUAAUACUCAUAAAUUUUAAGUUCAUACUUCAGUUCUUGAUAUUUGACAGUUGAAAACCCAGUAUUACUACUUAAAUAACAAGAAUACUUUGAGGUGUCUGGGUAUGAUAAUUCCUAUUAGUAAUCCAGAGGCAGUAGUUCUUUAUUUUGGGAUUCUACACUUAAUUUGCUAUCCAUGAUUAGAGGUGACAUGCAGUCCAUGAAAGCCAAGGAAGCUCUCUUGGAUGACGCUAUAGUUGAAUGUGCAGUUUCUAGAAUCUGGGAUCUUUUCAUUCAUAUUCCCUCUCGCCAAUUCUGGGUUGUUACAAGGAGAAUAUAUAUUGUUAGAUUUAAAGCUGAGUUUAAAACUAAACAAGAAACAACCCCCACAACAAUUACUGACAAAGGAAAAAUACAGGACUCUGGAAAAAUGAACAAGACUUUACCGGUCUGUUUUUUAGUAAGCUUUUUAGAACAGGUAUUAAGAUCAAGAUUAUGUAGUUGGAGCUAGGUGGGAAACUUUGAGCAUGGGUUUGGAGAGCUUGGUGUAAAUUUUUGUGGUUUUUACUGUUUUAAUAUAUUGUGUACCUAAGCAACAUUUAAGUGUUAAUAUGCUGGGCUGUGUUUAUUUCUUGCGCAGGCUCAGUAAGCAAAUGCAGUAGUUAUCUGUACCUCCAGAGCACUCAACGGUCACAUCAAAGUUAUGUAAGGGAAGAUGAAGCAAUUCUUGCUGUAGGAGUAAAUGCUUAUGUAAUUGUGAGAUUACUGACUGACAGAUGAAAUAGUUUCUGUAGCACAGUUUGCACAUGCGAAUUUAUGGGGUAGUUGUCAAUCAUGAUGGUUAUAAACUUUGGGUCCAAAGUUGUUAGACUCCUGAAGGCUGACUGUUCAGAGGCUGACUGUUAGCUUUUUAAUUAGCUAGAUCAGGAUUGUUUUAUUUCUGAAUCAGGUGAGAUGCAGCUGUAAGAAGGUACUAUUUGAGACUGUUGCAUUGUAAUGAAUAAUGUAUUUUUUAAAAUAGCUAUUAUUGGUUUUAUGCUUCCUCUCUCCUGGAAAUAAGCUACACAAAAUGAAAUGGCAAUAAACUCAAUAGAAAAAGGCUUCUGAGUUAUUUGCCGCUAACAAUCUCUGAUGCUCCAGUACUUCAGUGAAGAUACAUGUCUACAUUAUUAUUUUUCUUUGGUGGUCUCUCUUAGAUGGACCUAAGGGGGUGGAUGGGGAAAAAAUGUGGGUGAUGUAAAACUGAUUUAAAAGACAUUAAGUAACCAUAAUAACCCCCCCACCCUCCUCUAUUUGAGUGGCUAUGAGCACUUACUCUGAGAGUCUCUGAAAACUUUUGGAAUCUCAACUGUCAGCUUCAUAUGGUUGAUAAGAUGUAGACUUCAUCUUUUGCCUUUAGAGAACUUCUGUAACUGGAGUAGUCAAUUGAGAUGACUUAUUGUAGUUAUAUUCUGAAGAUUAUUCUUGAUUUUGGGCCCUUAAAAGUAAACAUUCUUUAUGAAAGCUCACAGUCAUGAGGGAAACUAGUUCACAGCUGACUCACCUUUCUAGAGUUUAGAUGAGGUUCAGUCCUCUAGCUGCUAAAAUGCAUUCAUAAGCUUGUCUGAUAGCCUGAAAAGAUACAAGUGAUAACUAAAGACCAGGAGAGUGGGGAGCUAGCUAGAAGCAGAGAGGUAAACUCAUGAUACCUGUUGUAGAAAGAUAUGCUAAUAAUGGAGAGUAGAGAGAGAAUUCUGGUUUAAAUCAUAUCAGAACUGAAGUCUGCCACCAAGUGACACAGGCUCUUUUCUUCUAGGCUUAAAUAUUUAUACACUAGAAUGUUGUUUUUGUUUGGGAGUUGUUGUUGGUGGUUUUUUUGAAAUAGAAAAAGAAGAAAACAGCUGUAGGCAGAUAGUUAUAUUGAUUUAAAACAAUAUUUUUCUUCCAAGGAUGAAAAGUUGUCUAAAAUAACUGGAAUGGCACAAUGAUCAAAUUAUUUGGUGACAGUAGUAAAUGCUGCUUUUGAACAAGCAUGACAGGGAGGAAGUAACACUUUAUGCAAUGUUGAGACUCAAAGUGGCUUUUGAAAUUUUGGUGGACAUGCUGAGCAAAAUCAAUAUUUAAAUCUGUUGUUCUUAACUUUGCAUGAAGUGCUUAGAAUUUGCUGGUUUAUAUUAAAGAAUUGAGUGGAGUUAUUCUUUCCAUGUAUGUAUCAGGAGGGAGAAGAUAAAACUCAGUUCUUUUUAUCUAGGAUAUCUAAACAUUAAUUUGUGAUAGAUUUAAUGAGUAAGGAAGAGUUCUCAUAUUAAGAAACAAACUGUGGGUUAAAGAUCCUACUGAAUUCUCAAAUCAAGCCUGUAACAGGAGAAUGAAUGGUUUAAGGUUCCAAGUGCAAGUAUUCCCUUGCACAACUGUUAGCAUAUUACUAACCAAAUAAGGCAAGUAUUUCAAUUUAUCUACUGAUUUUAAUAUAACAUCUCAUCAAAUAAGCAGGUAAACAUCUCUGUGAAUAUUUAACUAAUACUUGCUGUAUGUGACUGAGUUUGGAAACAUGCUAAGGGAGCUCACCAUUGACUUAUAUAACUUUGUAAACAAGGUGUCAGUAUAGAUCCAAUACUAGAACUUUCAUUUUUCACAUUUGUUUUAUCUUGUUCUUAAAAUAAAAAAGGCAAGCCUUUCAGUUCAGUUGUAAAUCAAUAAAUACAAUUCUCUCCAGAAAGCUGGCUUGAAAAGUUACAAUUUUUUCCUGGUUAUCUUAUGGGUAUCUUCUGAAGUGAUUUAUAUUUCACUUGUAACUUCUUUUAGUCUUCAAACACUAUCAAAUACCUUUUUACCGGUGUGUAAAAGUGUGUUUCUUUCUAGUAAAAUUCUUUUCACUUGAAUACUUUGUAGCAGUUCCUCUACCAAAACCUGUUGCACUUUAAAGUGGAAGCUCUGUUAGUUAUUUCUUAAAACAGUAAGAUAUAGCCCAGAUGUUGCACUGUAAUGACACUAUUUAAAAUCAGCUUAAUGUAUUCUGUUUAAAGUAACAGUAAAAUUUCAAAAUUUUAAGGAAGUAUGGAACACUUUAUGCAUAAGAAUGUUGACUAUUUGGCCGUUGAAGAACAAAGUUAUUGUACAUUUCAAAUACACUGCUUUAAAAAUAAAUUAAUGAAUAAAUAACCAUCCAAGAUCCAAACCAUCAAAGAUUAUUUGGAGAGAUUUAAAGGGAAGCACUCUUACUAAAAGAUGAAAUACCUGACUUUCUUGAAUUCCUGGUAUGGGAAAAAGCCUGUAGUAGUUAAUUCAUAAUUUCUUUACUCGUCUCCGUGUCAUGGGGAUGGUUGCUUAAUUUCUGAUUUCUUGUGAAGACAAACUAUAAGUAUCUUUUUCCUCUGCAGUGUAACUUUGAAGUUCUUAAUGCAUUUCUGAUGUGUGCAUGACCUUGAUAAUAACAUUGUAGUGUUUAUAUUUUGCAGCCUGAUGUUGGCAGAUUUGAGUACAUUUUAGUUGACUUUGCUUCAAAUUGUCCUUGAAGUUCUGCAAAUGAAUAUAUUUUUUCACAGUAGUGCAUUGCAAACAUGCCUGGGCUUUUUAGCAUGUGGUAUAUAAAGGGAACCAUUUAAACACCAAACCUCUAAGUGCUUGGAUUGAACUGUGAGGGUCUUUAACCUGACUGGAGUGGUGUGCGCUCUUGAUGGAAGGGAUGGUGCUUGGAGUGGUGUGAGAGAAAUUUCUAUAUUCAGAAAAUGUUAGAAGAGAAAUUGUGUUAUUUCUUAUUCAGCAUUUAAGUCUUCCUUUUUUUUUUUUUUUUUCCUCCUUUUUUUGAGGGGUGGUAGUUGUGGUUUUGUUUUUCUUCCCACCGCCCCCUAAUCUAUAGCAAGACAUCUGUUCCCAGACAGCACCUUCUGAAAUGAGUGUCUUGUUCCAAAGUUGGGCAGCUGCAGGAAGCUUCAUAUCAGCUGAACUGCACUUGUAGAGUUGAGAGAUGAGAAAGAUUAGCAAUAGUACCUCUAAGAAUUUUUUACUUGCCUGUCUAACAAAAUGCCACAACCCUAGUAAUGCUUCCAGGCUUUCCACUACUGAAAGGGAAAAAUAAAUAAUGCAAGUGCAACAAAUACACUUCAGCAAUGGACUACUUGCAACCAGCAAAAUACUUGUUAGUGAUGACCCUGGUCAUGCCAAAAAGUCUUUUUUUUUUUUUUUUUUUGGCCCAGGGAAGGAGGAAUAGAUCCCAGCCAAAAAAAAUGUGGAGAACAAUUAUUUGGCUGUGGCAAACACCCAGUGUUUGUUCCACUUCAGAAGUCACCUUCCUAUUUUAUAUUUAGCUUGGGAAUUCUGAUCAUUACCAGAGGAAUAUUUUGGGGUAGUUCUAUUGCCUGCAGCUUUCGCCAUGUAAAUCUAUUUUUCCAUGGGGUAGGCAGGCCUGUUGGCCAGGAAAAACAGUCUGCAUGGGAUCUGCACACUUUGUAUGGAGAGCCCUGCAGUCUAGUGGGAGACUGUUCAGUGGGAAUAACUUCCUGAUCCUCAUGCUCUCCUCUUCCAGCCAUCACAAAGGUCCUACAGCUUGGAUGCAUGUGUUUCCUGGGUACUGAAACUGCUUUUGCUUUGCAUGGGCAGGGAUGAUUAGUACCACACAUGUAAGUGUAUUAUGGUGCCUGAAUAUUUUGGGUCUGACUGACUGUGAUUUAGUUCUUUUGUUUGUUUUAAGGAAGCAAAUUUAACUGCUGUUAACAUCCACUGUACAGAGUGUGCAUAUAAUAGCUUGAGAUAUGUAUAGAAAUACUAAUGAGUGAUAACUAUUUUUGUAACUUAAGAUGUCCUUGUAACUGUGUAGCAAACAAUCUAUCCAGUAAAGCAUGAUAAUAAACACUCUAGAAGUCAAA